This is a messenger RNA of Ostrinia furnacalis (Asian corn borer), 1332 nucleotides long. Its product is annotated as WW domain-containing oxidoreductase. The record is from RefSeq and is a predicted model, not a curated record. The transcript is spliced from 6 exons. The coding region runs from base 121 to 1263 and encodes 380 amino acids. Lineage: Eukaryota; Metazoa; Arthropoda; Insecta; Lepidoptera; Crambidae.
UUACAUACAAUACAAUUUUAAAGAUCUAACAGAACGGUUAAUUUAUCACUCUAAUAAAGUAUUUCAGACUUAUUUCAUAAUAAUCGAAAAGGGGUUUAUUGUCACAAAUCAGCCCUAAUUAUGUUUUUUAACUUGAUUGGAUGUUUACCAAGAAUCCCUUCAGGGAUUCGGUAUAGCCGACGAUGUUUCUCCGUUUUUCCAACUUCUAAAAGUUAUGUAAACAAUUUAAUGGACAUUUUACAUAAUAAUCUAGACUUGCCGAGGAUUCAUGGGCCAACUGCAGAGGAGGUGGUGAAAGACAUAGAUCUAUCAGGUAAAACGUGCUUGAUCACUGGUGCAAACAGCGGCGUAGGGCUGGAAAUGACGCGGUGCAUGAGCGCACGAAACUGCUCCGUGCUGAUGGCGUGCCGCAACGCCUACGCAGCGAAUGUGGUGAGAAACUCCAGCGACAAGCCUCACCUGUUACAUUUCUACGAGACUAACCUGGCUUCUCUCAAAUCAGUGAAAAAAACAUCAGAUGAAAUUCUAAGUCGAAAUCAGAACAUAGAUAUAGUUAUAUUAAACGCGGGAGUAUUUGGAUUGCCAUGGACUCUGACGGAUGAUGGGCUGGAGACCACUUUUCAAGUCAACUAUUUGAGUCAGUAUUACCUACUGAUGAAUAUAGAAAAAAUACUUGCCCCCAAUGCAAGAGUGGUAUUUGUUUCUUCGGAAUCACACAGAAACAUUAAAUGGUCUAUGGAAAACAUAUUGACGCCCCAUAAAGACAUAUUAUCUCUACCAGAAGAGGAAUAUACAUCAAUUAGAGCAUAUAACGUAUCGAAACUUUGUGGUCUUCUAGCGAUGCACUACUUGGGCUAUCGUUGGUUGAAUACUGGUAAACAAGUUUUCAGCGCACACCCUGGUUCUUUCGUCAAAACAAAUUUGUGCCGCAACUGGUGGGUAUAUGAGGCGCUUUACACUUCAAUGUUGCCAUUUUCAAAAUCAAUAAGGCAGGCAGCCAGCACCCCAUUGUAUUGUGCCACGUCGCCAGAUUUAGAGGGAUUAUCAGCUCUGUACUAUAAAGACUGCGAGAGGUGCGAUGAGAGUGAGCUCGCGAGGAACUUCCACCUGUCAUUCAGAAUACAGGAUUUGACUUACGACUUACUGCGUGAUCGUAUCUUGUCAUCAGAUGAGGCGACACAAGUUUCCAAGUCAACCGACUACCCAGUUCACGAUAAACACUCUAUGGAUGACAAUACGCUUAUCUCAAAUUAUUCUGGUUAACCAAGAAACUUACAUUUGAAAGAUUGUGAUUCUGAAAUGAAAGUGAAUAGUAUUAUAAAAAAACUUUAU